AUGCCGCCCACGCCCGCGCGCGCACGUCUGCGGAGUCCCCCGCCCACGAGUCAUAAACCGCCAAAUCCGGACAAAGGACGCGCCGACCACGCGCGCCACAACCGCGCCACGACCGCGCACGCGCGGUACAUACGAUCGAAAAACCUUCGCAAGGAGCAUACCGCCGCCUCGCCGCCGCGAACGACCAAACGCGCGCGGCCCCGCGCGCAUUCGCACACACACAAAGGAUGCCAUUCUUGGACGCACGCGGUUUAUCUCAAGGUUGCCAUGUUUUCACACGUACUGUGUCCACGUAUUGAUCCACUAUUCAAAUAUUCCGUCGAUAAAUACAAUUUCUCAAGGUUGCCAUGUUUUUCGACGUACACAGUGUCCAUUCGCACCAUGAAGAAAUCACACGUCCACGACCCGUGCGCGCGACCGCCAUGGACCUACGCCACCGGUCGUCCCUUUCGAUCGCCCCGGUCGCGACGCCCGCGUCCACCGGUCGCGACGCCCGCGUCCACCGGUCGCGACGUCGUCGACGCCGAGGACGGGGCGUCGGUCAAACGCGCGGAUCUCUUUGACUUUCGCGUCGGCAUCUCGCGCCGCGCGCGACCGAACAUGACGACGAUCGCGCGCGCGAGCGCGGUGCGCGCGCCGGCCGCGGCGGCGGCGCUGCUGUCGCUCCUGGACGAACCCCGCGCGGAGCUUCGCGCGCACGCGCUGCGACGACUGCGAGAUGUCGUCGACGACGAGUGGUCGAGCGUCGCGUCGAGCGUGAGCGCGAUCGAGGCGCUGUACGAGGACGAGACGUUCGAGGGGCGGGAGGAUGCGGCGAUGUUGGCGAGCAAGGUUUUUUAUCACUUGGGGGAGCUGAAUGACGCGUUGCACUACGCGCUGCGCGCCGGGGAGAAAUUUGACGUGAACGAGCAGAGUGAUUUCGCGCAAACGCUCGCGGCGACGGCGAUCGAUCAGUACGUUGAGAAGAGGCAGGCGCUGACGAUGGAGGAGGCGCUGGGAGACGCGAAGAAGGAUGGGAUCGAUGAAAAGCUCGUGGUGGUGGUGGAGCGCAUGUUUGAGUGGUGCCUCAGCGACGGGCAGUACUUCCAAGCGAUCGGCAUCGCGCUCGAGAGCAAGCGAUUAGAUAAGUUCGAAGAGGCGGUCGCGCGAUCGAGCUCGGUUUCAGACUGCUUGUCGUACUCCAUGAAGGUGUGUACGAGCCUGGUGUCCGUUCGAGGCUUCAGACAACACGUCUUGCGCCUCCUCGCGAAGAUGUACGCUUCCCUGAGCGAGCCCAAUUUUCUAAGCAUGUGCCAGUGCUUGAUGUUGCUUGAAGAUGCGGAUGGAAUCGCGGAAGUGUUGAGCAAAUUGAUCGCAGGAGAGGAAUCGGAGCAACUGUUGGCGUAUCAGAUAGCGUUCGCUCUGUUUGAGAAUGACAUUCAACCGUUCCUGAACCGCUUGAAUGAAGUAGUCACGGAGAAGGCAAUGAGCGCCGACGAACAAGCCGACGGUGGUUCUCCGAUUUCCAAGCUGCGUAGCAUCUUGAGCGGUGAGCGUCCGUUGGCGCUGUAUCUAGAGUUUUUGCACUCGCACAACCACGCUGACUUGUUGCUUUUGAAAAAGGUGAAAGCCGCGGUGGAGACACGAAAUUCCGUGUGCCACUCGGCCACGGUUCUGGCGAACGCGUUGAUGCACGCAGGAACCACGUGUGAUAAGUUUUUACGUGAAAAUUUAGAUUGGUUGGCUAGAGCGACGAAUUGGGCUAGAUUCAGCGCCACCGCCGGGGUGGGCGUUAUUCACCGCGGACGCACCAAGGACUCUCGGCAGCUACUCUCGCAGCUUCUUCCAGCCCCGAGUCCGUACACGCUCGGUGGAGCGUUAUAUGCGAUGGGUCUAAUUCACACCGGUCAGCCAGGAGACGCGCUCCCUUUCCUCCUCGAACGUGCUCGCGGUAACAACAACGAGGUGAUCCAACAUGGCGCCUGCCUUGGCUUGGGGCUCGCUGCGGUGGGCACAGGGAACGCGCAGGUAGACGAUGAGAUGUUCCGUAUUUUGCGUACCGACAGUGCGGUUGCGGGCGAAGCCGCCGGUAUCGGUCUCGGCUUGCUGUACGCCGGUUCUUGCACGCCGCGCGCGAAGGAAAUUCAUCAGUACUGUGGAAAGACGAGCCACGGGAAGAUUGUUCGAGGUUGCUCGCUCGGCAUGGCGCUCACUGUGUACGGCCGAGAAGAGGAUGGGGAUGAUUUGAUCGAAGCCAUGAUUCACGAUGGAGACAAGAUCAUGAGAUACGGUGGUUGCCUCGCCAUUGCAUCAGCGUACGCGGGGACUGGGAACAACAAUGCGCUUCGCAAGCUGCUGCACAUGGCGGUCUCCGACGUGUCGGAUGACGUCCGUCGCUCCGCGUGCAUGUCGCUCGGUUUCGUCUUGAUGUCCACUCCAGAGCAAUGUCCGCGAGUUGUUGCUCUCCUGGCUGAGUCGUACAAUCCGCACGUACGAUAUGGUGCCGCCAUGGCGGUCGGCGUCGCGUGCGCUGGCACUGGCAUGCCAGAGGCGAUUGCGCUUCUCGAGCCGAUGAUGAACGACCCGGUGGACUUCGUCCAGCAAGGUGCGCUCAUCGCCACAGCGUUCGUUCGCAUACAGCAGAGCGAAAAGCAGCUCGAGCCGUUCCGCAAGAAGGUGCUAGGUCACAUUCAAGACUCACACGAGACGACCAUGUGCAAGAUGGGCGCAAUCAUGGCGCAGGGGAUCUUGGACGCAGGCGGUCGAAACGUCACCGUGGGCUUGCGCUCCAAGACAGGUCGACCGAGGAUGACAUCGGUGCUUGGUAUGAUGGUUUUCACUCAGUACUGGUUCUGGUAUCCCCUCUCUUACUUCUUAUCCCUCGUGUUCGUCCCCACCGCGUUCAUCGCCGUGGACGGUACGCUCAACAUGCCGCACUGCUCGGUGACGUCGCACUGUAAGCCAUCGACGUUCGCCUAUGCGGCCGCGACGACCGAAGAUGACAAAAAGGACGACGGAAAGGUCGUCAAGGCUGUUCUCAGUACGACCGCAAAGGCGAAAGCAAAGGCAGACAAGAAGAAGGCGGAGGCGGAGGGCACCGAGGGCAUGGAGGUGGACACGGCUGUGAAGAGUGAAGACAAGCCCGCGGGUGAGGACGCGAUGGACGUGGAGACCACCGAGGCAAAGAAGGAAGGAGGCGAAGACGAGAAGAAGAUAGACCUCCCGGAACCGAGCUCGGAGGAGCUCACAAACCCGAGCCGCGUGACUCCGGCGCAAGAAAAGUAUGUGCGAUUCGACCAAGGCAGCCGCUUUGUCCCGAUCGCGGUCUCCGCGUCCAAGUGCCACACCAGAAGCUUCAUCGUCCUUCGCGACACCGAUGUGGGAGAAGAGAUCGCAUACGUCGACGCGCAAUUCAAACCCGUGGAACCACCUGCUGCGCCCGCCGCGGCGGAUGACGACGAGCCCGCACCUCCAGAGGACUUCGAGUUUGAUCCAGACGCCGAGGAUCGCGGGUUUUAG
Molecule: messenger RNA, 3498 nt
Organism: Ostreococcus tauri
Lineage: Eukaryota; Viridiplantae; Chlorophyta; Mamiellophyceae; Mamiellales; Bathycoccaceae
Product: 26S proteasome regulatory complex, non-ATPase subcomplex, Rpn2/Psmd1 subunit
Exons: 2
Coding region: 1-3498 (1165 amino acids)
Biological process (GO): proteasome-mediated ubiquitin-dependent protein catabolic process; regulation of protein catabolic process
Cellular component (GO): proteasome storage granule; proteasome regulatory particle, base subcomplex; nucleus
Molecular function (GO): enzyme regulator activity
Source: RefSeq, a predicted model, not a curated record